GUAUAUAUUUUAAUGGAUUGCGAAAAUGGUUGGAUACUUCCUCUCUGGAAUACAUGUUUAACAGUGGGGCGACGAGCGUUUUAAUGCAAGGUGAAAUUAGUAGACCGCAUACCAAGUUGGUAGGUUUAACAAGUCCUAUUUCGAAGCCAGUAUGCGGUGUGCACCUACAGCGCGCACGUUCUUGGGUGUCUUCUUGUAUAGUAUACGAUAAUUUAACAGGCACAUUAAAGUUUUCCAUUUAAUAUCGAUAUUAAAUAUAAAAGUCCCGUCCGUUACUAGACUAUUCACUAUAGUGUGUGAUAAAUACUUUAGUCACACAAUGAAAAUUCGGUGUAAUCACGUGAUUUCAGCCGCCAUCUUCGUCGUUUUUGUCGUUACUUCAGUGAACGCGAGAAAUGUCCGGCAGAACCUAGGUACAUCUAUAGACACCACCGGGAUGACAACUAUCAAGGUAUACGAAACAGUCAACAACACCACAGCGAUGAAGCCCAUCAACGGAACGGCCAACAACGCCACAGCGACGUCGUCUAUUGAGGGGACGGCUGCGACACAGGCGGUGACAAUCGCCAACGUAGGAACGGCAACCGAAACCCAGACGGACGAAAAUGGAUUGUUGGUCGAUAAAAAUGUUAUCAUUCAUCCAUUACGCAAGCCUGACGGUGGUCAGUGUCCGAGGGGAUACAGUAUAACGUCUAACGGAAAUUGUAAACCAAGUUUUACUGGCUAAUAAGAUUGACUCAGUCUCUCCGCCAACCGAGCUUAGAAUAAUAUACAGGACGAUUUUCCAAGUAUGAUGUGCUCCCCCUUUUUGACUUUAAUAGGUUAGUUAUUAAAAAUUCUGGUUUUUAGAAUUUUCAAAUAAACUCAAAACCUAUGUUUAUAAAUUUUUGAGAUUUUUUUGUAUUUCUUAAGAUUUAUCAUGUACUAACGUGGAAACAAAAAUGUUCGUUUUUUAAAUGAGUACCUACCUACAAUUUCUAAUGUAAUUAAUUUAGUGCAUAUUUUUUCUCGAUGUUUUGAUAUAUUCAAUUCAAAAUUUGAAUGAUUAGUUUUUGUGUUAUUUAACUUUGUGUACUAACUACUAAGGAUAAUUAUAUUAUAUAUAUGAUAAUGGAUUAGAAGAUAUGGGGGCUAUUGUGAUUUAAACAUUUUAGUGAUUAAUAAAUAUUAAUCAGAAAUCAAGAUUAAUCAUUUGUAAGAAUGUAUAAAAAUUAAUAAUUUUUAAACAUGAACCAAGUAUAAUAAACUUAAGAUCUAAUAUGAAAUAAACUUUAAAUUUUUGUAAAACCUUUUUUAUGACAAUUACCUAUUAUCCUUAGGUAGUAUCUAUCUAUCAUCAUUUCAAUAACUAUAGCCUAUAGGUACAUAUUAUAAAAAUAAUUUCAACUCUUUCAAAUUUUAAAUUAGUAACAUAACAUUUUUCAAAAAAUAAUUUAAUUUAAAAAUGAGGAUUUUCAAUUGAAAACAGAAGUUUAUGUUACCACAGGAUACUCUUUAAGUAUUCCAAACGAAUUCAAGAAUUUUAAAAACAAGGCUUUUAGCUUAUUAAAAAAUUUCAAAAAUGAGAAUUUGAAUAAAUUAAUUUUUAAAGGGAAAACUUGGGAUGAGCAUGGUUGGUAAAUAACGUUGAUUAUAUGGUUAAAUUAUUAUUUAUUAAUUAUAUUUAAUAUGUUAUAAGUAAUAUUUUUCUUUGUUACAUUAUAUUUUAAAGGAUGAAAUAAGUGUAAAACAAGAAAAAAUAAUAUAAUGUCUGCCACAAGCAUAAUAGUUAUACGUUAUUUAAAACUUCUGAAAAAUGUAUUCACCGAUAUGAUCUUAUGAAUAUGGAGUAAAUAGAAAAUUAUUAUAAAGUUCA
Acyrthosiphon pisum (pea aphid) is the source of this 1855-nucleotide messenger RNA. RefSeq lists its product as uncharacterized. The transcript has a single exon. The record is from RefSeq and is a predicted model, not a curated record. Bases 320 to 727 code for a protein of 135 amino acids. Lineage: Eukaryota; Metazoa; Arthropoda; Insecta; Hemiptera; Aphididae.